Plectropomus leopardus (leopard coralgrouper) is the source of this 1816-nucleotide messenger RNA. It is a transcript of the gene bin2a, whose product is annotated as bridging integrator 2a. Gene Ontology annotation, biological process: plasma membrane tubulation; phagocytosis, engulfment; podosome assembly. Gene Ontology annotation, molecular function: protein binding; phospholipid binding. The record is from RefSeq and is a predicted model, not a curated record. NCBI's taxonomy places the organism in Eukaryota, Metazoa, Chordata, Actinopteri, Perciformes, Serranidae. Gene Ontology annotation, cellular component: podosome; plasma membrane; phagocytic cup.
AAGGAGAGUGAGUGUGAGUGUUGGGACGUGGGCAUGGCGGAUGGCUCUACUUGUUGCACAGUAAGGCGUGUUCAAUAAAUCUUUUACCCAGGAUACUGCAGACAAUUGGUUCCAAAGUUCAAGGGUAAACUAUCCAGGAGCGCAGAGCACGGCGGAGAACCAGGAGCAGACGAGUCAGAGAGAAGUGUCAAGGUAUAAACACAGACAAGACAAGACAAGACAUGGCCGACAGCACGAGUCCAAAAGGCAGCUCUGGUGACUUUGCUAAAAAAGUGCAAAGACAGCUGAGCAGAGGCAAAGAAAAGGUGCUGCAAAAGCUGGGGAAGACAGUGGUGACCAGAGAUGACCAGUUUGAACAUUGUCUCCAACAGUUUAAUGACCAGCAGACUGAUGGGAACCGGAUAUACAAGGACCUGAGAAACUACAUCAGUGCUGUCAGAGACAUGCGUGAAGCUUCGAGACGCCUCUCCCAGUCCCUGUUUGAUGCUUAUGAGACUGACUGGGCUGGAGAGGAAGAUUUAGGAGCCAUUGUAGAGGGAGAGGACCUCCUGUGGAAUGACUUCGAGGUGAAGCUAUUAGACCAGGCCGUACGCACCAUGGAGUCCUACGUGAGCCAAUUCCCAGAUGUCAAGGAGAAAGUAGCCAAAAGGGGAAGAAAACUGGUUGACUACGACUCCUCCCGUCACCACCUGGAGGCACUGCAGACUGCUAAGAAGAGGGAUGAUGUCAAGAUAAACAAGGCAGAAGAGGAGAUGAAUGCUGCCAAAAGUGUCUAUGAAGGCAUCAACACUGAGCUAAAAGAGGAGCUGCCUGCGCUCUAUGAAAGCCGUGUCGGAUGCUUUGUGACAGUCUUCUCAGCUGUGUCAAAUUUACGAGACAUCUUCUACAGGGAAAUGAGCACGCUCAACCUUGAUCUACAGAAUGUGAUAAAGGAGCUGCAGGCUCAGCAUCCAGACAAAGUGUUUGCCCUGAAGGGAAUGCAACGGUAUGGGUCCCUGAAAAGACGAACUCUGAUAUCCCCCAAGGCCUGGAAAGCCAGCUUCUCUGAGUUUCACAGGAGCUAUAGUCCCAGGCCGAGCCAGAGGUUCAGUUUGAGGUCCCCGGACAAACCUCGCCACGGCACUCUUUCCAGAGAGAGCAGCACCCUCGCAGUCACCCCACAACCACCUCUGACAGAGAGCUCUGAGUCCAGGGACCUGGACGCAGCAUCCAGGGACCUGGACGCAGCAUCCAGCCACAGUGACGUCCCCGGCUCUCCUGCACAAGAAGCCAGAAACGAGCUGAACUCUGGAGAAGGAAGCAGUCAGGUGGAAGAGGAGAAGGGAAAGAAAGAAGAGGAGUCUGAGCUGACGCCUCCUGCAGAAUCUGAUAAUAAGGGAGAAAGUGAGAAAGCUCCACCGAGUGACAGCAGCUCUGAACUAAACAACUCCUGUGACUCAGAGAGUUUGGAGCUCCAGCUGUCUGCAGCAGACGACAGCCCACUGCACAUUGAAGAGGAGGACCUCGACGCUCCUAAACCAAACGGAUUGGAGAAUGGGGAUGUUUCUGGGUUAAACUCUGACACUAAGGAGCUGAGCACUCCUCACAAGGAUGCUGCAGCAGAAAAACAAGUGUCUCUGGACUCAAAAACCACAGAUGUUUAAAAUAUUGCAACCUUAGAGGCACAGAAGAGACUGACGUCAACAGCUGCAGGAGAGAAAAAAUGUGGGACAGCCGCUCUGAAGUGUCCAACUGUGAUGUCGUAAAUGAUAAACCGUGCUUUGAUUUGUUGGUGUUAGUUUAUUUUAUUUAUCUUUUAUUGAAAUCGGGUGUACAU